Molecule: messenger RNA, 2741 nt
Organism: Acinonyx jubatus (cheetah)
Lineage: Eukaryota; Metazoa; Chordata; Mammalia; Carnivora; Felidae
Gene: JUN
Product: Jun proto-oncogene, AP-1 transcription factor subunit
Exons: 1
Coding region: 973-1977 (334 amino acids)
Biological process (GO): regulation of cell population proliferation; regulation of cell cycle; regulation of transcription by RNA polymerase II
Cellular component (GO): transcription regulator complex
Molecular function (GO): DNA-binding transcription factor activity, RNA polymerase II-specific; RNA polymerase II cis-regulatory region sequence-specific DNA binding; transcription factor binding
Source: RefSeq, a predicted model, not a curated record
GGCUGGAUAAGGGCUCAGAGUUGCACUGAGUGUGGCUGAAGCAGCGAGGCGGGAGUGGAGGUGCGCGGACUCAGGGAGACGGACAGAUACAGGCAGGCAGGCAAGACGGCAGCAGAGUCCGAGCUGCAAAUCUUAUUUUCUUUUCCAUUUUCUCACCAACUGCCCAGAGCUAGCGCCUGUGGCUCCCGGGCUGGUGUUUUGGGGAGCGUCCGGAGAGCCCCUUCUCCAGCCGCCCCCAGGAGGAGAGCCCCGCUUCCCCGGAGCUGGUGACAGCGCAGAGAGCGGCGACAGUCUGUCCGGGGAAGUCCAGAGAGCCGCUGCAGCGGCAAAGAACUUUCCUGACCAGGGGGACAGGGGACAAGUGGCCCGAGUCCCGGAGCGAACUUUUGCAAAGCUUUCCUGCGCCCGAAGCUGCCGCGGCGGCGAAGACAGGAAGGCGGCGGAGAGAGGAGACCAAGGAGGGACGUGCGCUCAGUUUCACUCGCACCGGUUGCUGAACUUGGGCGAGCGCGAGCCGCGGCUGCCCGGCGCCCCCUCCCCCUAGCAGCGGAGGAGGGGACAGUCGUCGGAGUCUGGGCGGCGGACACCCGCUGCCGGCCGGCCACCGCGGGAUCGACGCUGACUGCCGCCGCCGGCAGGGCCGCUGUCGUCGGGAAGCUUGUUCGUCUGCGGGCUCCCAGGGACGGCUGCGCCAAGAGCGCUCCGUGAGCGACCGCGACUUUUCAAAGCCGAGCAGCGCGCGCGAGCUGACAAGUUAAGAGUGCUGGCGGCAUCUGAACCCUGAGCGCCUGGGAGCGAGCCGGUGAGCAGGGCGCAGGGGGGAGGACAGCCGGCGGGUGCGCGCGCCCCUCGAGAAACUUUCCCUGCCCAGGGCCCCGGGAGGGGUGUCCUCCGCUCGCCAGCGCGCUGUUGCGGCCCCGAAACUUCUGCGCGCAGCCCAAACUAACCCCACGUGAAGUGACGGACUGUUCUAUGACUGCAAAGAUGGAAACGACCUUCUACGACGAUGCCCUCAACGCCUCGUUCCUCCAGUCCGAGAGCGGUGCCUACGGCUACAGUAACCCCAAGAUCCUGAAACAGAGCAUGACCCUGAACCUGGCCGACCCGGUGGGCAGCCUGAAGCCGCACCUCCGGGCCAAGAACUCGGACCUCCUCACCUCGCCCGACGUGGGGCUGCUCAAGCUGGCCUCGCCCGAGCUGGAGCGCCUGAUAAUCCAGUCCAGCAACGGGCACAUCACCACCACGCCGACCCCCACGCAGUUCCUGUGCCCCAAGAACGUGACAGACGAGCAGGAGGGCUUCGCCGAGGGUUUCGUGCGCGCCCUGGCCGAACUGCACAGCCAGAACACGCUGCCCAGCGUCACGUCGGCGGCGCAGCCGGUCAGCGGGGCGGGCAUGGUGGCUCCGGCGGUGGCUUCGGCGGCGGGCGGCAGCGGCAGCGGUGGCUUCAGCGCCAGCCUGCACAGCGAGCCGCCGGUCUACGCCAACCUCAGCAACUUCAACCCGGGCGCUCUGAGCAGCGGCGGUGGGGCGCCCUCCUACGGCGCGGCCGGCCUGGCCUUUCCCGCGCAGCCCCAGCAGCAGCAGCAGCCCCCGCAGCCGCCGCACCACCUGCCCCAGCAGAUCCCCGUGCAGCACCCGCGGCUGCAGGCCCUGAAGGAGGAGCCGCAGACGGUGCCCGAGAUGCCCGGGGAAACGCCGCCCCUGUCCCCCAUCGACAUGGAGUCGCAGGAGAGGAUCAAGGCGGAGAGGAAGCGCAUGAGGAACCGCAUCGCUGCCUCCAAGUGCCGGAAAAGGAAGCUGGAGAGGAUCGCCCGGCUGGAGGAAAAAGUGAAAACCUUGAAAGCGCAGAACUCGGAGCUGGCGUCCACGGCCAAUAUGCUCAGGGAACAGGUGGCACAGCUUAAACAGAAAGUCAUGAACCACGUUAACAGUGGGUGCCAACUCAUGCUAACGCAGCAGUUGCAAACGUUUUGAGGAGAGGCUGUUGGGGGCUGAGGGGCAACAGAGAAAAAUAAAAUUCACCCAGAGAGACAGACUUGAGAACUUGACAAGUUGAGAGAGAAAGAGAGAGAGAAAAGUGUCCAAGGACUAAAGCCAAGGGUAUCCAAGUUGGACUGGGCGGCGUCCUGACGGCGCCCCCAGUGUGCACGAGUGGGAAGGACUUGGCGCGCCCUCCCUUGGCGUGGGGCCAGGGAGCGGCUGCCUGCGGGCUGCCCCGCUUUGCGGAUGGGCUGUCCCCGCGCGAACAGAACGUUAGACUUUUCUUUAACAUUGACCAAGAACUGCAUGGACCUAACAUUCGAUCUCAUUCAGUAUUAAAGGGGGGAGGGGGAGGGGUUACAAACUGCAAUAGAGACUGUAGAUUGCUUCUGUAGUACUCCUUAAGAACACAAAGUAGGGGGGGAGGGGUUGGGGGAGGGGAGGCGGGAGGGAGUUUGUGAGCGCGAGGCUGAGCCUGCAGAUGAACUCUUUCUGGCCUGCCUUCCUUAACUGUGUAUGUACAUAUAUAUAUUUUUUAAUUUGAUGAAAGCUGAUUACUGUCAAUAAACAGCUUCAUGCCUUUGUAAGUUAUUUCAUGUUUGUUUGUUUGGGUGUCCUGCCCAGUGUUGUUUGUAAAUAAGAGAUUUGGAGCACUCUGAGUUUACCAUUUGUAAUAAAGUAUAUAAUUUUUUUAUGUUUUGUUCCUGAAAAUUCCAGAAAGGAUAUUUAAGAAAAUACAAUAAAAUAUUGAAAAAGUA